This is a messenger RNA of Trichophyton rubrum CBS 118892, 2719 nucleotides long. RefSeq lists its product as uncharacterized. The transcript has a single exon. The record is from RefSeq and is a predicted model, not a curated record. Bases 19 to 1623 code for a protein of 534 amino acids. Lineage: Eukaryota; Fungi; Ascomycota; Eurotiomycetes; Onygenales; Arthrodermataceae. Gene Ontology annotation, molecular function: protein binding.
CAGGCAGACAAGUUGAAGAUGGGGCGGCUCGAUGGCCUCCCCACAGAGUUGAUACUGCAGAUAUGUGACAACCUGAGCCCCCAGGACAGCUUCGCUGUGGCCCUCGCGUCACGAAAGCUCGCAACCAUCCUGCUACCAAGAGCCCGCAUAAUUACCCUUUCCUAUGCAGCUGAUAUGAAAAAGCGGGACCUUUUCCUUAAGACGCUUGAAAAGGAAGUUGAUUUCAGCCUUGUUCUGGUCGACCGAACGAUUCUAGAGGAGUGCAUCUUAACCCAGGAUGAUGAAUAUGUGCUUCCGAUGCUGGAACGGGGGGUUGGGCUUGUCUCACCGCCGGGGUCUGUAUGUGCUAGUACCGGCGUGAAUCUGCUACAUCUUGCUGCCUCUGCCGGGUGCGGUGAUACUGUGUUAAAAAGGCUUCUUGUUCACGGUGACGAGAUUGAUCCAUUUGCAAAGGACGAGGACGGUAUCACACCGCUCGUAUGUGCAGUCACCAAGCGGAAGCUGGCCGCUGUGAAGACGCUGGUUGGGAUAUACCAUGAAAGAAGCAGGGAGAUAGACCCCCCUGAUUCCAAAUGCCCCUUGAUUCUACAGGCUAUGCCGCGAGGGUAUGGGGAAAUAGUGUUGUUCCUACUAGAGACCAAAGGGAUUCAGGCCAAUGCCAGAGGUCCGUUCGGGGAGAAUGCUUUGCACUGGCUAGCUAAGACGGACAUGACUCCAGAGGAUGAGGAUGCCUGGGAAGACACAGACGAUGAAGAUGGGGACUUUACCGCUGAGGAGGUUGUAAAUAUAACCCAGCAAGGACAGGGAGAUGAUGAUCCCCAUGUUGCCGGAAGUGAAGAGGCCGAGGAUGUGGACGUCAGAGUAUUGAAGGGCCUUCUCAAAGCUGGUGUUAGCCUUACUGAUACCGCGACGAGGGACCGUCUCACUCCUUUGCAUGCCAUUGCUCUAAAUGGACGGUAUAAUUUGAUUGAACCUAUUGUCACUGGGGGUGCUGAUAUGUCAGUACGAUGUGCGAACGGCGGUACACCUCUUCACUGGGCAGCCAAGGGCGGGUCGGUGUUCUCCAUGGAUGCUCUUAUCGAUCUGGGAGCCGGUGUCAAUGACACCGAUCUAGAGAACAAGACACCGUUAUUCUGGGCCUACGCCUGUGAAAAUGCGGACGAUCCCCCUUCCGAGUUUGAUCCAAGCCCGUACCCUAUACUGUAUCUGCUUGAGCAAGGCGCAAACCUUUCACAUCUAGACUCCUCCAAUCAGUCUGCCCUGCACAUUUUUGCCCAACACGAUAGGCCCAACGGGGCAACUCAGCUGCUGGCUGCUGGUAUUGAUGUGAACAUACAGAGAAAUGAUGGAUCCACAGCGUUGCAUCUGGCAGCAUUGAACGGCUCACACAAAACUGCGGCGCAGUUGUUGAGGGCUCGGCCAAAUCUGGAACUGAAGAAUGCCCAGGGCCAAACUGCCCUUGAUGUCGCUGUGGAGAAGGGCAAGGACAAGGUCGCUAAACUGAUACGUAGUUAUACUCGACGUGGAGUUACGGCUGUUGGAGGUGUUAUCAAUGACCGUAGCAUGGAGGACCUGCACGACCGUCUGACCAGACAGUUGUCGAUCUAUGAAUGGAGAGAAUGAAGCUGCCAAUUCUUCGCUGCAGAGCGGCACUUUUGAAGCAAGCAAAAUACUUUAAAUAGAAGUUAGGCUGACGUUAUGAUGAUGAUACACUCUCUUUUCGGUCGUCGAAUGCGUGCUCUUAAAAUUUGAUAUCAACACCUUCAUUUCACAAAGCCGCUGCCAUCACACGACUCCGUAUCUAGGACGACCAUGAUGAAAUAUCCCGACGCACUGGCCAGAAUAUGCACGGGAGAUCGCCUCACUGCGGUCUCUGCGAGUAACUAGUUGGUCCUUUUCAGGAGCCAUCAAUCCAAGUACAACGCUCCAUCUAUAUGUAAUUAGCAUAUAGGCCCAACUCCGUGCAAAAUCGGAGCGACCAGUCAACCUCACCAGCGUGUCCCGUUAUUUGUUGGAUGAUCGUCGACGCUACAUGGCUGUUUCACCCUCAUCUCCGGCUGAGCGUACGAAUAUGCGUCGACAACGAGCUGUCAAUGGAGUGCCUGUCUGGAUACUGAGCCAGGGAUAUCCAUGGCCUCCACAGCCCCGAGACUCGAGACCGCCGCCAGCAGAGAGGCAACAAACAGGGCCCUUUCCAAGGAACCCACGCAGAUCAGGAACAGAAAGGCAAAAAAAGAAGAAACGAGAAGAAGCAAAGAACAAGAGGCAAAGAAAUCUCGCUUCUUCGUAUCUUCCCAUUCGAAUAUCAAAAUCCCAACCAGAGAUCGAAGUUUAAACCCAUCGAGAGAUCUAUUAUUUUCGGAGCUUUUGAACCUUGUUCAACUAGUUGAAUCCACGUGUAAAAUAGCCAUAAAAAGGAUGCUGUCCAGUCCCCUGUUCCUGGAUGGCAAACUGUGAGGACCCGGUUGCGUAGUUACGUAGCAAAGAAUAAAGGGGGGGAUAGAGCCCAUGUUAAUACUUAGCCUAACGCCUGGGUACGCUCAAGAGUUAGCGCUGGGGCGUCUUUCAGGGACCAGUUGCUCUGCUCUGCUCUGCUCUGCAGUAAACUAGACGAAAAUAGGGGGCUUCCUUCGCCUCGCCUCGUGGGGAUUUUCCCGAGAGAGCGACUUUUACCAUCCAUAUAUUUUGUGGAUGCAACCCUCGCGCACUUUACGAGCCU